GGGCUAUGACGUCACGAGCUCCCGGCGCCGGCACUAAGCGUUCGGAACAUUUUGUUCCAAACGCUGAGCAGCGGAGUACCCUUUUAAGUCCCAUCCUUUAGGAAUAUCAGCCAAGUCAUUUUCCUUCCCAUCUACUAUCCUAAUCCUUCCAAUGAAGAAAGACCGUCUUUACACCUUAGAUCAAGUUAGGUGUCUAAAGUACUAUUUGGAGAGUCCUCGGAAUUCAAGGAAGGAUGAAAAUUUUUUAUCCUGUUCUCGGGCAAGAAAAAAGGUCACAAAGCCUGAAAACAAACCCUAGGGAGAUGGAUUAAGGGAUUAAGUAAGCCAUAUAUACGGCCCUUAGGUCACAAGAUCUCAAGUCUCCUCCCCUAGUUGGGGCUCAGUCUAAACGCUCUGUAUCCACCUCUUGGGUGGAAAGAUAUCUUGUUCCGCUAAAAUAUGUCUGAGGUGAAGCUUCUUGGAGCUCCUACUUGACCUUUGUCAACCACCAUCAGUUGGACAUACUGCCUUUGGGUGGUCUGUCUUGAACUCCACUUUGUCAGAAGGCCCUUCCUAAUGGGGUUACUUCUUGUAAGAUCCCCACUGUUCUGCUGGCAGGAGGUAAGGGAAGCAUUGAUUUCUAGCGUUAAUCUGUUUUCCCUUAGUCCUAAUAGCACAAAACCCCCUCCCGGGGGUGCUACAAAAAAUUAUGCACCAACGCUGUGUCCAGUUCUGCACCUCACCUGGUUCUGGAUGGUUGAAGUCUAGUUAACAUGUAAAAGACCAUCUCUGUAAGAUGACCACCCCUGAUCAUGACCACAGUUCUCUGUGAUGAAUGUUCAGUUCCCUUAUAUCCUUAGUAAUAUUGGCCCUGUUCAAUGAGAGAACCACCUGUCGAAAAGACCAUUUUUCCCUGCAAUUUUAGCUGGUCAUUUCACACUUUAUCCAUAACCCCUUCAGUGAACCUUUGGCAGUAAGUUAAAGGACAGAUGACAUGAGUUUUAGGGGAACAUGCACUUGCGUCACUACAAACUUACAGAAUAUCAAGAACCAUCUUGCAGAUGCCUUCUGAGACAUUUUAUUUGGCUUCUCUAUAGGUAGAUGAUGGUCAAUAGGAUGCCUUGAAUUUUCCAUUACCCCAGAGAUCUCCGCUCCGGGGACAUGUCCUGCCCUUCUAAUCAAUCAUACAUGAAAUGAAUUUGCACAUUAAAGAAAAGGUGCAGUUCUUGAGACGUGUUCAUUAUGCAAAAUGUGUAACGUUCGAGAGUCCAAAAUUUAAUAAACUAGUUUCGAUACCUACAAGGCUUGUGGUUGCUUUGCAAAUUAAAAACACUCAAGUGUGGUAGUGAGAAUCGCUCUAAGAAGUUCACCUGCAUUGAUAUGAAAUAGCUGUAGAUCCGACCUUUACAACAUGUAUUAGUAGCCUAGAAAUGACUGUAGGCCUAGGAGUGACUGGAGAUAGCUGAGGCACGUGUGGCAAAGGUCAGGCUAGAACUAACUAGAACAGUUUUAGGUCCACUUCUUUCCCAUGAAAAAGUAUAUACAAAGUACUGAUAUACAGUGCAGGUUUGAUAGCAGCUCACAAUAAAUUGACACACAUACCAUACACAGCACAACAGUAUAACAUACAGCAUGGGUCACCCUACACUAUCAUACCACAUGCUACACUAACAUUCCUGGACUCAUAAUAAAAUAAAGUCAAACAAUACAGCAUUGCAGGCAGUGAUGGGGGAUGGAAUAUGGUUUUGAGGUGAUGGGUAGUGCCUGGUUUCCUUCAGACAUGAUGCUGCCCCACCAUGAUCACUGUAGGGAUGGUAUUGGGUGGGUGAUGGGCAGUACCUGGUUUCACCCAGACAUGAUGCUGCCCCCACCAUGAUCACUGUAGGGAUGGUAUUGGGCAGGUGAUGGGCAGUGCCUGGUUUCACCCAGACAUGAUGCUGCCCCCACCAUGAUCACUGUAGGGAUGAUAUUGGGCAGGUGAGGGGCAGUGCCUGGUUUCCCCCAGACAUGAUGCUGCCCCCACCAUGAUCACUGUAGGGAUGGUAUUGGGCAGGUGUUGGGCAGUGCCUGGUUUCCCCCAGACAUGAUGUUGCCCCCACCUUGAUCCCUGUAGGGAUGGUAUAGGGCAGGUGAUGGGCAGUGCCUGGUAUCCUGUAGACAGGAUGCUGCCCCCACCAUGCUUCACUUUAGGGAUGGUAUUGAGCAGGUGAUGGGGAGGGCUGUUUUCUCCAGACAUGAUGUUGCCCCCACCAUGCUUCAUUGCAGGGAGGAUAUUGGGCAGGUGAUGGACACCUCAGGAGCAGCUCUAAUCAUCCAAUCUCCUCGAGAUACGUGCAAUCCGGAUGGCACUCCUUCAUUUUGCUCCCCUCAUUUGAGGGAAAGUUGCCAGAGUUCAGUCAGACAAAUAUGACUUCAGUACAUAAACAAACAGGGAGGCACAAGAUCGCAACCUCUCACUCUAGAGCUGGGAAGGAUCCGUGAUUGGGCAGAGACAAACCUCAUCCAACUUUCCGUAGUCCACAUACGUAGUCUACUUACUGGAGAAUGGUUCCUGCAUCCAGAAAUCUUCCAGAGGAUUGUCUACAGAUGAGGGAUGUUAGAGUUGCCUCUCAUGGCAUCGAGGUUCAUGCCAAAGUGAAGAGGUUCUGCUCCCUAUACAGAUUCUCUAACAUCCCCCAUCUGUGGCGAUAGAUAGAUGCUCUGACAAUUCCUUGGAGGUUCAGGCUGGCCUACAUCCUGCCUCUGUUUUCCUUGAUUCCCAGGGUAUUGAUGAAAAUCAGGUGGGAUCAAACUUCGGUCAUAACUAUCAUUCUCUUCUGGCUGAAGAGAUUCGGGUUUACCCAGCUCAUUCAGAUGAGUCGAGCAAUAUUGGUAUCUUAUACCACAGCAGACACUCGUGUCGUGGGACACUCAGAUCUGCCCAGAUCUGCACAGGCUAAACCUGAUAGCCUGGAGGUUGACCAGUCCCCUCCACAGUUAGGAGUUAUCUAAGUUGGUCUUGAGAACCCUAUCACAUUCAGAAUUAAUGAAUAAGGCGUACUCAAGAAUAAUGAAAAAAUAUUCUUAUCUUGGUGUUCUAGGAAUAAGGUGGCAUCUGCAGAUCAGCCCCUCCCAUCUAUCCUCAAAUUCCUACAGGAUGGCCUGGACAAGGGAUUGCCACCAUUUACAUUUUGGGUUCAAGUAUCCCCAAUUGCACUAUUUAUUAAUACCCGCUUAUCAAAAGGUUCCUGAAAGAAGCUGAAAGACUGAAGCCUACAAUUAUCAAACCCAUUCCGGACCGGAAUGGGAUUUAUCGGUGGUUCUUAAGGGGUUAUAAUCUCCCCCAUUUGAACUGUAGGAGGAGGAAGACUUCAAAUACCUCGCAUGUAAGUUGACAUUCCUUCUGGCAAUAACAUCGACCAAGAGAGUGUGUGAGUUACAGGCCUUUUUCAGCCUUGGAAGCUUAUUCGAAGUUCCUCCAAGCUUAAUCGAAGUUCCUCCAAGAUUUAUUCCAACCUUUCUACCUAAAGUACCAUCUUUUGGGGACCUGAACCAGGUCAUCUCCCUUCCGAUCCUGGCUCUUCACCCUGCUUCCUUAGAAAAAUAAGAGUUGCAUACUCUAGAUGUGUUGAGAUGCAUUUGGAUCUAUGUAGAUAGAUCCCAUGAUUUUGUGAUGUCCCAGUACAGGACAUGGUCCUGUACUACCCUUAGGCCCUGUCAGGUUGAGACCCUCAAUGACCUGGGAGCUCCCCUGCAAGGUCUCCCCCUGAUGUUCCAUAAUGUUGUGUAUAUCACUUUAAUACCUGUGGGAGGUAUGAAAAUCUCCUUGUCCUAUUCGCCGGUAACUGGAAAAGGUCGAAAGGCAUCCAAACUUACCAUCAGUAGAUGGAGAAAGGAGGCCAUAAGGCAAGCCUAUGAUGCUCAGUCGCUGGAUCCUCCGGAUUUCGUAAAAGUUUGUUCCAUCAAUGCUGUUGCAACUUCUUUUGCUGAAAGAAGUCUGCUCCCUUUGGACCUCAUCUGCAGUGCAGCUUUGUGGAGUUCAGUGCCUGCCUUCAUCUCUCACUACAGAUUAGAUACUAGGAUGUCUGAAUAUUCGGCCUUUGGGCAAACUGUGCUGAAUUCUGCCUGGCAGGAGAGCCCUCCCAUUGGGUAUUCAUCUGUGCUGCUGGUAGGACGUUAGGAAAUUGUUAAUUUCUAAUGAUAUUUUGUUUUCCCUUAGUCCUAACAGCAGCACACAAAUAUCCCCCCCUAUGUUAUGUUAUUUAUUUUGUGCUUGUUAUUGUGCAGUGGGCUGGGUUUAUCUCCUUUUUUAUGGAGGGGUUAAUUGUAUUUUUAAGAAUAAUUACUACCUGAACUAUAUAUAUACUACCAGUGCCAGGUAAAUUGUUAAUUGAUCUUCACUUCUUUUGCAGCAGAUGAACCCAGCCUUAUGUUGUGAGAUAAAUAUAGGUCACACCCACUGGUCUCUGAGCCUACCAACAAUGGCGUCUGCUGGUCUGAGAGAGAAGCUGGAAUGUUCUAUCUGUCUGAACUUUUAUACAGAUCCUGUAACCCUGAGAUGUGGACACAACUUCUGCCGGGUCUGUAUUGAUCAGGUCCUGAAUACACAGGACGGGUAUGGAGUUUAUUCCUGUCCUGAAUGUAGAGAAGAAUUUCAGGAGUGGCCGACACUGAUAAAGAACAUCACUCUAUGUAAUGUGGUGGAGAAUUUCCUGUCUACUCAUCAGGACGAGGCCGUAAUCUUCUGCACUUACUGUGUGGACUCUCCUGUACCUGCUGUGAGGUCCUGUCUGAUGUGUGAGGCUUCUCUGUGUGAUAAACACCUUAAAGUUCACAGCAAGGGACCAGAACACGUCCUGACUAAUCCCAGAACUUCCCUGGAGAACAGGAAAUGUCCCAUCCAUAAGAAGAUCCUGGAAUAUUACUGUACUGAGGAUGCUUCUUGUAUCUGUGUGUCCUGCAGUUUGGCCAGAGAACAUCGGGGACACCCAGUGGUGAAGCUAGAUGAGGCCUCUGAGGAGAAGAAGAAGAAACUGAGAAAUGUUCUGCAGAAACUGAUCACAAAGAGAGAGAAGACUGAGGAAAGAGUCCAGAGUCUGGAGGAACGCAGUAGAAAAGCUCAAGAAAAAUCAUCUGGAGAAGCGGAGAGAGUCACUGCCCUGUUUAUAGACAUCAGGAGACGGCUGGACGACCUGGAGAAGAGGAUCCUGAGUGAGAUCUCCAGGCAGGAGGAGAAGAUGUCACGGUCACUGUCUGAUGUCAUCCAGAAGCUGGAGAUAAAGAAGAACGAGCUGUCCAGGAAGAUGAGGGACAUUGAGGAGCUGUGUAACAUGACAGAUCCACUGACAGUCUUACAGGAUCCAGACACAGGUGACUUGUGUGAUCCUGAGGAGUUGGGAGGUGAUGAGGACACAGGGGGACAUGAUGGAGGUGAUGAGGACACGGGGGGACAUGAUGGAGGUGAUGAGGACACGGGGGGACAUGAUGGAGGUGAUAAGGACACAGGAGGACAUGAUGGAGGUGAUGAGGACACUGGGGGACAUGAUGGAGGUGGUGGGGACACUGGGGGACAUGAUGGAGGUGAUCAGAGUCUGGAGCUGAUAACACACACAUUAUGUGAUAUAAUAAGAGGUAUAAAUGUGACCUUCUAUGUUCUGGAUCCUGUUGACCUAAUUCUGGAUAUAAACACAGUUUAUAAUAAGAUCCUUAUAUCAGAUGACCUAAAAACUGCAACCUGGACAGAUACAGAGCAGAAUCGUCCAGAAACAGAAGAGAGAUUCCAGAAUUAUCAGGUGAUGAGCAGCGGGAGAUUCUCCUCAGGACGACAUUACUGGGAUGUGGAGAUCAGUGGGUCAGGACUGUGGAUGGUGGGGAUGUGUUAUCCCGGUAUAGACAGGAGGGGAGAUCAGUCAUUCAUUGGAUAUAAUAACAAGUCCUGGGGUUUGCGUGGAGGACUGUGGUGUAAUAAUAAAUAUUCAAUGAUACAUGACAGUGAAGUGAUCCUGUUACCCCACCAGAUCUGCAGUGAUAGAGUCAGGAUCUGUCUGGAUUAUGAGGCCGGGCGGCUGUCCUUUUAUGAGCUGUGUGACCCCAUCAGACACUUACACACCUUCACCACCACCUUCACCGAGCCCCUUCAUGCUGUAUUAAAUGUAGAUUUUUGUUCUAUAAAGAUAUCAGGGGGAGGAGCAGCUGUGAGGAAACAUCAUCAUAGAGGAAAUCUGCCCAGAGACUGGUGACAUCACAGGGAGCAGAAUCUGAUUGGUGGAGCAUUCAGCCAAUAGGAUGUAACAGUAGGUUUGGCUACAUCUGAGCUCCUCACAUCCAUCAUGGUGCUGAUCAUGUUAUUAUGAUGGGACUUGAGCAGAAAAAAUCAAGGGGACUCCUUUGUGACUCGUACCUUCCAGCUCCGUUAUUUGCGUCUGAAACGGAGCUCCUGAAGGCUGAUGUGAACCCAGCCUUACCAAUGGAAGCUCAGAAUUAUAGAUUUAAAGGCAAUGGAUCACCUAGAAUUGUUUUAUUUUUCUGAUUAGAGCCAGAUACUAAAACCUGUUCUUUUUUCUUAUCUGUUUCUAUUUUCUUUUUUUCAUUAUUUAGUUUGUUGUACAUUAUUAUGGGGGAGCUGUCUUGGCCAAACUGUUGUUAACUCCUUCAGGACGAAGGGCGUACCUGUACGCCCUACGCCCGGUGUUUAAAAUGGGGUGACACCGUGACCCCGCAUCACACCGAGUCGGUCCCGGCUGCUAACGAUAGCCUGGACCUGGGGCUAAUAGCGUUCGGUACCGAUCGUUGUGCUGCGCGCUAUUAACCCUUCAGACGCAGCGAUCAAAGUUUAUUGCCGCGUCUAAAAAAGAAAGUAAACGCUUCCCGGCAGCUCAGUCGGGCUGAUCGGGACAUCGCGAUAAAAUUGCGAUAUCCCGAUCAGCUAGGACGCGAGCGGAGACCCCCUUACCUUGCUCUGUCGCGUUCGAUCGGCGUGUGAUUGCUCCAAGCCUGAGCUACAGGCUUCAGCAAUCGAGCCCCUAUCUCACUGAUCCAUGCAAAGCUAUGGCUUUGCAGGGAUCAGGGUAAAAGAUCAGUGUGUGCAGUGUUAUAGCUCCCUAUGGGAUAACAAUGAUCAGUGUGUGCAGUGUUAGUCUCCUAUGGGAGCUAUAACCCUUCAAAAAAAAGUGAAAAAAAAAGUUAACAAAGGUCAUUUAACCCCUUCCCUAAUAAAAGUUUCAAUCACCCCCCUUUUCCCAUAAAAAAAAAAACUGUGUAAAUAAAAAGAAACAUAUGUGGUAUCGCCGCGUGCGGAUAUGUCUGAACUAUAACAAUAUAUCAUUAAUAAAACUGCACGGUCAAUGGCAUACACGCAAAAAGUUUUUAUAUCAUGAAAAAAUGAAUAAAAAGCGAUCAAAAAGUCCAAUCAAAACAAAUAUGGUACCAAUAAAAACUUCAGAAAACGGUGCAAAAAUUGAGUCCUCAUACCGCCCCAUAUGCGGAAAAAUAAAAAAGUUAUAGGGGUUAGAAACAUUUUUAACGUAUACAUUUUCCUGCAUGUAGUUAUGAUUUUUUUCCAAAGUACGACAAUACCCAACCUAUAUAAGUAGGGUAUCAUUUUAACUGUAUGGACCUACAGAAUAAAGAUAAGGUGUUAUUUUUACCGAAAAAUGCACUGCGUAGAAACGGAAGCCCCCAAAAGUUACAAAAUUACAUUUUUUCUUCAAUUUUGUUGCACAAUGGAUUUCUUUUCUGUUUCGCUGUGGAUUUUUUGGUAAAAUGACUAAUGUCACAGCAAAUUAGAAUUGGUGGCACAAAAAAUAAGCCAUCAUAUGGAAUUUUAUGUGCAAAAUUGAAAGCGUUAUGAUUUUUAGAAGGUGAGGAAAAAAUUAAAAUGCAAAAACGGAAAAACCCUGCGUCCUUUAGGGGUUAACAGCAUUUAGAGAUAGGCAACAGUAGACUGAAGCUGCCCGAUUGAUAUGAAUUAGAAAGGUAUCUGGGCAUCCUCUGUGAUCUUUGCAGAGGUCAUUUCACAGGGAGAGGGAGGCUAAUCUGUAAGAAACAGCUUUUGUUUGUACCUCUGUUAUCUAUAUACCAGUGUCACCUUUCACUGUAAUCCUGUUUGUGGAAAUGAUCUGUACAGAACAGGAAGUUUCAGCUUAAAGUGUAUCUGUUGCUUUAAAAAACCUUUUGAUUGGUUGAGAUCUGAGUGUUCAGACCCUGACCAAUCGCUGGAUAGAGCGGGCAGAAAAGCAUGGUUAAAAGAGACAAUCCCAUACACUUACAUAGUAAGUUUGUCUCGCUUAGCACACUCUUCUCCUGGCUCGUCCCAGCGAUUGGUCAAGGUCAAGACACUUUCCCUUUAAAAUAUAAGGCUUUGGCUGCCUGCAGGGACCGCUAGGAGGCACUCACCGCAUACUGUUUUACAUUGAACCCAAUAAGACAAUAUUCUGUAAACACCAGAGCUCUCAAUAGUGAAAGCUGCAGCCCAUGUACAUUAAAGGGUUACUCCAACGUCAA
This is a messenger RNA of Hyla sarda, 8460 nucleotides long. Its product is annotated as E3 ubiquitin/ISG15 ligase TRIM25-like. The transcript has a single exon. NCBI's taxonomy places the organism in Eukaryota, Metazoa, Chordata, Amphibia, Anura, Hylidae. Bases 4374 to 6197 code for a protein of 607 amino acids. Gene Ontology annotation, molecular function: protein binding; zinc ion binding. The record is from RefSeq and is a predicted model, not a curated record.